Messenger RNA from Psylliodes chrysocephalus, 1239 nucleotides. The record is from the annotation of a GenBank genome assembly. Lineage: Eukaryota; Metazoa; Arthropoda; Insecta; Coleoptera; Chrysomelidae.
UAGCUACUGGUUUCUACCAACUUUGACAUUGAGUCCCAUACUUUCUGCUAUAAAUAAUGAUUUUAACAAAACUCGUUUUAAUUAUUUACAAGAGUUACAAAAUAUCUCUCGACCAUCAUAGUAUAGUAUAAACUAGGAUAUUUUCCACUUGAGAAAUGAUCGUUUUUCGUAGUAAAGUGUAUUUUGCGGUUUUUUGCCUAAUCUUAGUUUACCGAAGUGCAAGUGCAGCUAAAGAGUUGCGUGAUAACAAAAAUGUUAAAAAUAAAGACGUCAAAGGUUUCAGUACCGAUGAAAAUGUAUCAUGGAUUGGUCGUUUGAAUAACCUAUCUAAAUAUCUUCCGAAUUGCCACAGGUAUGACAAACAUCUGAAUAGCUGUCUAGUUGAAGCCACAGAAAAAGUGAAGCCGUUUUUAGCCAAGGGCAUUCCAGAAUUGGGUCUGCCUGCUUUUGAACCGUUUAUAAUACCAGAAAUUAACUUAGAACAAGGCACGUCUGCUCUCAAUUUCAAGGCUAAAUUAAAAAAUACUGAAAUUUAUGGACUUACCAACUACACAUUUUCCAAAUUCGAUUUUGAUGUUCCUAAUCUUCAGUUCUUCUGCGAGUGUACAAUAAACAAUUUACAAUUAAGAGGCAACUAUAGUGUAACUGGAAAAAUUUUGGUGGCACCCAUUGUUGGAUCGGGUACUUUUACAGCAUCUGUUGAAAAUUGUAAUGCAACUGUCUAUCAAAAGGUAAAAGUUGAAAAAAGGAAAGGAGGACUAAAUUUCAUUGUGCCCACGCAUACCAAUAGCAGCAUCAAUGUGAGUGGACCCAAAGCCAAUUUGCAAGGACUCUUUGAUAAUAACAGUGACUUGAGUAAAAUUACUAACAAAGUCAUCAACGACAACGUGAAUGAGCUGUUCGAAGACUUGAAGCCGGUUCUGGAAAAAGUAUUGAGCGACAUUUUAGAAGACCUUCUGUUUAAGGCCAUAGAGGGCCAAAUUCCAUACGAUAAACUGUAUCCUCCAAUACCAUAAUAACUGUUUUAAAUAAAAUUAAAAAAAUAGGAUUAAUUUCACAAACUAAUUAUUCAAAAUAACGAUUUUUAUACCACGUAAUAUUAAAUUUUCUAUUGUUUUAGAAAAUAUUAUUAUUUGAACCUAAAAGAUUGUAAUUUUUUUACAGGAAUUAUUUUUAAAUUUUUUUAUUCCAAACCGUCAACUGCUCGUUUUUUAUGUUAAUAAAAAAUUUUAAUGCCAA